Molecule: messenger RNA, 822 nt
Organism: Entrophospora candida
Lineage: Eukaryota; Fungi; Glomeromycota; Glomeromycetes; Entrophosporales; Entrophosporaceae
Source: the annotation of a GenBank genome assembly
AUGACACAACAAAAAAAUAAUUCUGAUACAAGCCAAAGGCAUCCAACAAAAGAAUAUGAUAUUAAGCCUGUAAGAACAAUAAUGUUGAUUGGUAGGACCGGUAGUGGAAAGUCUGCUUUGGCCAACGUGAUAACUGGUACAAAUGAAUAUGACGAAGAUCCAAGUUGUACUAGUGGAACUAGAAACUAUCGAAUUCAAGAUCAUUUAAUUGAUGGUAAAUUGUAUAGGAUUGUUGAUACUGUGGGGAUUGGGGAUACAAAAUUGUCAGAACGAGAUGUUUUAUACAAUUUAGCAGAGGCAGCUGAUUCGAUUAAACACGGAUUGCAUCAAAUUCUAUUUGUUAUAAAUGGGCGUUUUACAGAAGCAGAAACCAAGGCUUAUGAUUUAUUGAGAGCAGUUAUUUUCGAUAAAGAGGUUAUUGAGUUUACUACAAUUGUAAGGACAUAUUUUCCUGAAUUUGAAGAUUUGGAAACGUGUGAAACUGAUCGUGAAAAAAUGAUUGAAGAGAAUGGAAAACUUUCAGAAAUAAUCCAAAGAUGUAAAAAGGUAAUUUAUGUGAAUAAUCCACCAUUGGCUGGUCGUCCUAAAGAAAUUGAAUUAAACAAGGAAAUUCGAGAAGAUUCGCGAAACAAAAUAUUAACACAUCUAAGUAUUUGCAAAGACAUGUAUACACCAAGUCAUUUAAGAAAUACGAAAGAAAAUGUUGGUAAUUAUAUGACUGAAAAUGAAAGAUUACAAAAAGAAGUUAUAGAUCUCCAAGAACAUCAAACAUUUCAUUGGUUAAAGUCACUUUCACAUGAUUUUAUCACUUCUGAAAAAUGA